Messenger RNA from Sordaria macrospora k-hell, 1071 nucleotides. NCBI's taxonomy places the organism in Eukaryota, Fungi, Ascomycota, Sordariomycetes, Sordariales, Sordariaceae. The record is from RefSeq and is a predicted model, not a curated record.
AUGUUCGACGGCCUCGAUAGCCGCCAAACGAGCAUAGAGCUUGCUUACUCUACAACUGGUGACUGGCUGUUCAAUACCGAGGAGUAUACCCGAUGGAAAUCUCAGCGGGGUCUUGAGGAAUCCAACGGAGUGUUUUGGAUCAAAGGAAAACCAGGCGCCGGCAAAUCAACAAUCAUGAAGCAUAUGUUUCUUCAUCUCAAAAAAAGCGGGAGAUACUUGACAGCGGAGCAUUUUUUCAACGCCCGCGGAAGCGCGCAUGAGAAGUCGCUUUUGGGCAUGCUUCAAUCCUUGGUCUAUCAUUUGCUCAAGUUGGACGGCAGCAAAUCACUCUGGGCGCCCUUUCGCGAGAUCUACGACGCAAAGCGUAGAUUGAAUGGGGGAGGGAGCUUCAAGUGGACACAAAAUGAUCUGAAAGACUUCCUACUCCAGCAUCUUCCCACAUGCAAGCCAUCCAAGCCCAUAUUGAUUCUUGUUGACGCUCUGGACGAGUGCGACGAGAGGGAAGUCCAAAAAAUGGUCGAAUUUCUGGAAAAUCUUAGCCAUAAGGCUCGACAUGGAAGUGCGUCGCUGAAGCUCAGGCUUAGGAUUGGUCUCUCCAGCCGCCAUUACCCGGAAAUCAGCAUGCAGCGCCGAAUCGACUUGAUCCUCGAUAACUUGCCAGGACACAAUGAGGACAUUACGGCGUAUAUCAACGACAAGCUCAAUACGGAUGACUACGGAAUAAGCCAUAGCGUCAUCGCACGGUCGUUGGGUAUCUUCAUGUGGGUCGUGCUUGUGGUCAGGCUGUUGAACGAGACAUAUGAUUGCGGCGACGUGCAGCGAAUGCGCGAAGAGCUCAAGACGACUCCGACAGGCCUUGAGGAGCUAUUCGAGCGGAUUCUUAUCAAAGGCAACCAAUAUAUUGACGCAACGGUGCUCACUCUGCAGUGGGUUUUGUUUUGUAAGGACGGCCCGCCAAGCGCUCGGGAGCUCUAUUUUGCCGUCAUAUCCGGAGUGAAACCAGAGUCAUUGAGCAACUUGAUUCACAACGGGAUAAGCGACGACAUCCAUAAGAGGAUCAGGGACUGGUAA